AUGGCGGCUCCGUCGAACGGUAGUGGUAAUUUAGUAGAAGAAUUUGAAGAAUCCUUUCAGGCAUGUCUGAACGUGCUGACGAAGCAGGAGGCGUCUCCGUGCGUGGAGAAGGAAGAGGUGAAGGUGGAAGUCGAGCGGUUCAUUGACCUGGCCAGACAGAUGGAAGCUUUCUUCCUGCAGAAGAGGUUCCUCCUCUCAGCCAUGAGACCAGAGCUAUUGGUGAAAGAGGAUAACAAUGAACUAAAAUGUGAGCUCCAAAGGAAGGAGGAACUGCUCAGAAGGCAUUAUGACAAGAUCAGCCAGUGGCAGAACUUGUUAGCUGAUCUGCAGGGUCACACAGUAUACAAUAAGUGUCAGCAACAGACAGCGCAGGCGCCGCCCGCCGUGCAACAAGCGCCCGCGCCGCAACACGUCGUGCAACAGAGCGUACAGGCGCAACAAAUGGCCGCGGCGGCCGCGCAACAAGCAGUGUUACAGCAACAGGCAGCGUUACAGCAACAACAGGUACCCCGCCCCCCGCACCCGCCCGCGUAUCCCGCGAACGUGCAACGUCGGUAG
Molecule: messenger RNA, 558 nt
Organism: Spodoptera littoralis (African cotton leafworm)
Lineage: Eukaryota; Metazoa; Arthropoda; Insecta; Lepidoptera; Noctuidae
Source: the annotation of a GenBank genome assembly